Cuscuta epithymum is the source of this 3526-nucleotide messenger RNA. Lineage: Eukaryota; Viridiplantae; Streptophyta; Magnoliopsida; Solanales; Convolvulaceae. The record is from the annotation of a GenBank genome assembly.
UUAGCCUUUGCAUUUUGCAACCACUCCUAACCAUGAGUGCAUUGUAGGUGCUGCCGCCAUGGUACAACUGAGUCGUUUUUUCAGUUUUUGGGACUACAGAGUGGGUUUAAGGGCUGUCCAUCGACCCAAAUGAAGAAAAAAUCACCCGCAUAAUCAGUCGCCCGACUCGGCAAGUCGUCGUCCAUCGUCCUUUCCCACAGCAGCCGAAUUGCUUAAUCUUCAUCGGCACUACAUACGAGGCGACGGCCAGUCUUCUUCAACGGUGAGUCUGCACCAACUACCAGCGUCCGCCGCACCCUUGCGACCCACCCACCUGCUAGGUUGCUACUGCGCGCAACGCGCUGCCCUGUCGUCCGCCACCCAGUGUGACUAGCUGACUGCUGACAGCGUCUGUCCGCUGCGCCUGCUGACUACUUUCGACUCACUACUCAGCCAGCUAUGGGCAAAAGAUUAAGCACUUAUGCUCUUAUUCCUCAAGCUGCUGUUGACAUUAUUGUUCCUUACUGAUUAGACUGCUCUACGAGUACUUUGGGAGGCUUCAUCAGGUAAACGAUUUCUAUGAAAUUUUUAGGGUAUUCCGAUGGUUGUGAAGGAAAACAGCGUUUUUUAAAUGAAAGUGUUGACAUGCAAUAGCAGAAUACCCUUAUUUGUGCACUGCUUGACCUGUUUUGCUUCAUUCUUUAUACCAUGACUCAUUGACUGACACUGACUCUCCCAGUCUUUAUAUCUGGGUUUUUCUGUGAGAUAUUCUGCAUUGACAAGAUCAGUAAAUUUAGUUAGAACUUCUUUGGUUGAACAUAGCAGUUCUGUUGCUGCCUAAUCUGAUGUUUAUGCAGCUUGUGCAGUUGCAUUUUUUAAUAAAAUAUUGAAAAGAAAAAUAACAUGCAUGCAAUUUUCAAGCAAUUAGAUCAAAUUACAUGUAAAAAAUCGGCUUGAAAAUAUUUUGGAAUAUCCAAUAAAGAGGCUGGGAGGAAAGGGAGAGGAAGACUCAAACAGAUGUGGAUUACACAUUUGGAGUUAGGAGUGAUAUUCUUCUUCUUGUGUUAGAUGAGAGUAUGGCUUUGGAGAGAGCAAAGUGGAGGGCGGGGCUGAUAUUCAUGUGGCGGAUUGAUCCCUUAUCAUUUUUUUUCACUUUUUUAAUAUCUUUCUUAUAUUUUUGUUAUCUUUUUUUUUAUUAUAUAUAUGUAUAUUCUUUUUUUAUCCUUUUUAUCUGAUCAUUUUUAUGUAUAUUUUAUCUCUAUUUUAUCUUUUUUUUUUUAUAUCUUUUUUAUCAUACCUUAUCUUUUUACUUUUCUUUUCAUUUUGGUUCCGUUAUCAUGCAUCUAUUCAUGUUAGUCAACCCCAAAAUCUUUUGGGACUAAGACUUGAAUGUUGUUGUUGUAUCCAAUGAAGGGGCUGUGACUAAGAGGUCACGAGUUCAAGUCUUGAGAGUGUCCUCUUAUCAAAAUGACAAGGGAGGACCGACUCCUUAUAUACCCUUGUGGUGGGACCCUUCCCCGGACCCUCACCUUGAGGGACGCCAAUGUACACCGAACUGCCCCUUGUCCAAUGAGAGGGUCAAAAAAAUAUAAAAAUGAAAAAAAAAGUCAGCUGGUAAAAUUCCUUCAAGCUUCUAGUGCAGCAAAAAUAUCAGCCUUUCUAGAUACAUGUGGUUGAAAAGGCUGUCUCUUCGAUAACUGCAAAAGAUACAACUGACUCCUCGGUGCAUGUUCAUAAUGAAAAAAUACAGCUAGCUCUUGGUUUCUUGUGCAAAUACAACUAUGAUUGUUAAACACAACAUGGUAAGCGUUGGUGCUGUUUUAGAUCUCUUUUACAUGCUUAACACACUACAACAACUUCUGGAUUGAUAAGCAAAACAAAAAGCCAUAAAACAAAUAAUUUCAACCGGAAUAAACAUAUUUUUAUCAAGACAAAAUAACCAGGAGUAUUUCAUGUUGCGUAUAAAAUUAGCUUUGGUAAUAUACUACAUACAUACAUGCAUAUAUAUAGAUUUUAUAUUAGUGUGUGAGGGAUAAAUCAGACGAAUAUUAUACGAUUUAAAUCUGACAAUUGCUAUGCAGUCUGAGGCAGGGGAGGGUGUAACAGCGGAGGUAGAGACUUUGGGUGGCUUGUUCUGCGUGCAGGUUGCUGGAUAAGUUUAACAAAAAGUAUAUUGGGCACAUAGCUUGAUGUGCUCCAACUGUAAUAAGAGCUUUAAAGCUGUUGUGGCAUCAGGACGCACUGAAGAUUUCAUGGACUCUAAGAGCAUUGAUAAUGAGGAUGAGAAAAUUAAUGAAAUUUCUGGGACUAGGACUAGUGGUAGGAUUAAGGCUAGGAAAAUGACCAGUGUUGGUGAGAUCUUACAGAGGGCAAAGGAGAGAUCGUCGGGAGAUCUGUGUGAAUCAUUGAAUAGAUCGGAUGGAUCAAAUGGUGGUGUUGUGGAAGGGAAGAGUUCAAGGGCAAAGAGAUCAAAGGGCAGUGAACAAGAAGAAGAAGAAGAAGAAGAAGAAGAAGAAGAAGAAGAAGAAGAAAUGACAUUAGCAGAGAUGCAAAUGCAUGUGAUAAAGAAAAAGAAGCAGGAAAGCAAAAAGAGGAAGGAUAUGCAACUGUGUUUAGGUGGAAAAGAAAGUGAAAUAGAGGAAGAAGGUAUGGAGGGUAGGCAUGUGAAAGGGAAGAGGGAGAGGAGCUUCAAGAGAGGGCAAGUUUGGGCGGUUUAUAGUGAUGACGGUGAUGGGAUGCCAAGGCGUUAUGCAUUGAUUGAUGGAGUGCUAUCAUUGAAUCCCUUUAAGUUAAGAAUGUGGUGGUUAGAAUUGGCAAAGAGUGGCAAAAAAAAUGGGUCUUGCGGGAGAUACAGGGUUUCUUCUGAGCAUGCGUUGGUGAUGUCUUCUGAGAUGUUUUCUCAUACUGUGGAUUGUGAUAGAGUGGGGAGACAAUUGUAUACAGUUUAUCCUAAAAAGGGUACAGUGUGGGCUAUCCUGAAAGAUGAAGAUCAGGAGCAGCAUGAGAUCGUCGUGUGUUUGAGCAGUUACAGUGAAGUAUAUGGGCUGAGUUUGGGGUACCUGGAGAAGGUGGGGGAUGAUGGAUUUGGGACAGUUUUCAAGAGGAGAGCGAUUGGUGUUGAUGCGAUAAGGUGGCUUGGGAAGGGAGAGGUUGAUGGAUUGAUGUCCCACCAGAUUGUUGCCAGCAAGGUUUCGGGUGACUGCUGGGAAUUGGAUCCAUCUGCACUUCCUCCUCCCUCACAUGCUCUCCUUUAUCAGUAAGAGGAAUGAGCAGCUUCUGCCCCCAGUGUGUAUAUUUUUUUCAGUGAUGCUUGGUGCUACUACCACUACUGCAUAUAUAGGAGCAGCUGCAUAAUUUUGGCUUUUCUAAUUAUUUUUUUGUGGCAUAUGAAAAUAAUUUAAUUUUUUAACAUAUUGUAAUAGAAGACUGGUUUUAACAUUCUGUCAUGUACCUUAUGGUCUGGUGACAUCUAUGUAAAACUUCCAAAGAGUAGAUCAUAUUUUCGAAUCUGUCUCAACUGAAUAGAUACUAUAAUAAGUUAGAAAUA